Messenger RNA from Scedosporium apiospermum, 2313 nucleotides. RefSeq lists its product as uncharacterized. The coding region runs from base 1 to 2313 and encodes 770 amino acids. NCBI's taxonomy places the organism in Eukaryota, Fungi, Ascomycota, Sordariomycetes, Microascales, Microascaceae. The transcript has 6 exons. The record is from RefSeq and is a predicted model, not a curated record.
AUGUCUGCCGGUGACGCCGCUCCGCGUGGUGGUUUCACCAUGGCCAACGCCAACCGUACGCUUGACGAGACUCCCCAGUCUAUUCGUACGGAUCGAGAAUUCCAGCUUCGCAACCUCGCCCGUCUUGCGGGAAUGACCCCCGAUCAAGACAUUACUGCCCAGGAUCAGAAUGGAUCCCGCUUCAAUUCGACUGAGGGAAGUCAGAUCACUCCUGACUCUCAGGAUUCGAAGAACGUUUAUUUUGGCCACAAGAGCCGUCUCAGUGCCAGCAGCAGUCUCGCGGAGUCGUUCGCCGAGGCCACUUACCAACCUACCUUGAGCGACAUCCAUAAUUCCAGCAUGUCUCCUAAGGGCCAAUACGGUUCCGAGCAGAACACUUCCUUUGACAGUUCCCAGGACUUUUCCGCUCCUAAGGAUGAGGGACGCUCUCAUGUUUUCAAGACACCCCCGACCUCUUUCCCUGGUAAGACUUCUACUGGCUGGUUCUCCGACAAAGCCUAUCGCGGGGCAAUGCUGGGUCUUGGUGACGACAGCGAUGCCCUUGGAGGCUUCAUCAUGGACAAAUUGACCGGUGAGGAUCGCAUCCCUCAGACCGUUGGUCCUCCAACCACUACUUUUGGUAGUCCGUUUGAUGAUGAGUGUGUUGAGACUGCUCCUCCGUUGACUCAUGUUCGCCUCGUCGGUACCGACUUACAUCGGUCUCCAACCCCUCUGCCCCGAGGUGGUUCUUCUAACAAUAGCGUGCUCCUCGCAUCCGCUCGACUGUCAAAGGCCACCGAGAAGGUUAACUACCUCGUCUCUGCUCAACAGCAGAACGUUCAAGGUAACGUUGCCGUCAACUGUGGUCAGGCAAUGCCUCACCAGGACAACUCGCUUGGUAGCGGCUACAUUCAGAGCAUUCUCAAGCAACCUGGCACGAUGACCCAAGCUGCGAUGCUUGGCCACCACAGACAUAAUUCUGCUGGUCCCAUCAAGUCUCCUAACUCUCGUGACUUCGUCCAGAAGGACGAGGGUAACAUGGGACAUCUUAACCCCGGCGCUCAGCCAUUCGUUGCCCCUACUAUGCAGAGUCAGCGUCCUAACACCGUUCCCAUGACUACGUUUACUCCCCCUAUCGUAUCCAAGCAUCUCGGAAGCCUCCUUAGCGGUCCGGGCGGUGUCCCCAGCCUCGGUCUUAUGCUGGAUGCCAAGAAUUUCCCCUUCGUUGAGACCGCUAUCCAGGAGCGUGAUGGCCCUCACCAUCCGGGUGUUAUCAAAAUCACCAACACGCCUUUCGAUACCAGCCGCAACGAGGUUGACGCGUUCCUUGGUCACAACGCACGCCUCUUAGCCGACAACAUGGAGCCCAUCCACGUCAUCAUGUGCCGCGUCACCGGAAAGACGUUGGACGUUUACGUCGAGUUUCAGUCGACGGGCGACGCCAUUCGCGCGGUCGAGCGUCACCUGAAGAAUUCGGCUGCUGGUCGCCCCAGCAGGAUCGGCGACAGACUUGUCGAGGUUUCCGUGGCUGGCAAGAAGGAUCUCAUGAGGGAGUUGUUCCCGAAGGCUAACGGUGUCGAGUGGACGGAUGGCCAGCCGUACAUUUACGAGACCUCGGAUUUCCCUUUCCGAGGUUUUGUUUCUGACGAGGAGCUUACCAUGUUGGUUAAGCAUGUUGAGAACCCUCACCGAUGUCCCUUCUCUCGUGAUUGCCCCGAGCGUCCUUUCGAGUGCCUCAUCAGCCUGCUGCGAAAGUUCCCCUGGGAGCAGACGCAGUACAUCACCAUUCGCCAGCGUUCCCACAUUUUCCAGACCACGUACCGUCUGAUCCAAAUCCUUCGGGCCAAGGUCAUUAGAAAGGUCAACGAGGCCCGCUUGACCACUCGCCUUCUCAGGCGCCUGGUAACCACCGCCAUGACUUGCCCUGGUUUCACUGUCAUGCAGAAGGAUGACGUUGCCAGGCUUGCGGACUUGAGUCCCGGUGAGCUCUCUGGAUUUGGUCAGCCGCAAUUUGCCUAUCGAUGGCGACACCAGUACGCUAUUUCGGUGAAGCGUGGUCUUCCCUCCGAUCUGAUUGAGUGGUACAUCAACGUCAUCGCCCAGGAAACCCGCGACAAUCUCAUCCACUUCCCGCUCAAGGAGCGCCAUGAGAUUCAGAAGCUCGGCGGAUACACGGAUGACUACUGGGGUUACUUCUGGCUCGAGUUGUGCAUGCCCCAUUUCCAGGAGUUCCAGAAGUUCACCCUCGCCCAGGUUGCCGAGAGGGAGUUCGCGGCCAUCGAGGGCAUUCUUCGACGUGCUGCUAAGAAGAUGGGCGCCUCUGACGUCUACUAA